UAGUUCUUUUUGGCAAAGAGGGAAUCUGAAAAAUGUCUCUUUGACCCUGUUUACAGGAUACCAGAUUGAUUUCAUAUCAGAUUAACUGACCCAAUCCCAUGCAAAUAUUAUGCUACAUUCACACACAAAAAAGUAUUCAUUUUGUAUUGGAUUCACUCCUGUUCACAGGUUGGUGCAAUGCUUCCACUGUGCUCUGAAAAAUCUGCCAUUGUACUUAGGCAGUUUCAUAGCAACUUGUAAUGCAGUUUGCUGUUUGGCUCUUUUUUUUGAUAACAUGCAUUCUUUAAUGUGUGUCAUAUCUGACAUGCUGAUUCCUUUUGCAGUAAAUAUUUUGAUAACAGUUUUGAAAAAAUUAAUUUCAGUUGCAUUUUGCUUUUGAAGCUGAUCACCACAAGAAGCAUAUUUAUUAUUUCAUUAGCAUCCAAACUUUUUUGAAAACAAAGCUGCCUUUUCAGAUUCAUGCAUUAAAAUAAGUGCUGAAAUUAUCUGGUAUGAUUCUAUUCCUCAUUAAAAGUAGAAUGGUUUGACUACACAAAAAUGAUACAGAGCAUCAUCUUGUGAACAGAAGACCUAUCGGAUAUGAAAAAUGACCCAAUACAAAUUGAAUCUGGUAUAAUUUGGAUAGGGCCUCUAUAGAGUUGUUAAGUGAUGAUGUCAUGAAAAUCUAUUUUAAGAAUUUUUGAGUUUUGAACCCAUAACCUGAAAAAGCAUCAUAAAAUACCUCUAAGCGUGCAAAGUCAGUUAAAUGUGUUACAAGCUGCCUGAAAGAUGGCAGCAUGAGCAUAAGCUUUUUCCCCAUGGAAACUCUGUAAUUUGGUCUCUGUUUAUAGGUUCUAGGAACAUAGUCAAAAUUAUGGUAUUCCAUCAACAAACUGGAUAUCUUUCAUUGGCCAUAUCUAUAUCAUCCCAAUUUUGUGAAAAUUUGACCGACUUUUGCAUAUUUAGAAGUAUUUCAUGGUGCUCUAUUAGGUCAAAAUUCAAAAAUUCUAAAAAAAAGAGUUUUAUGACCUUGACCCCAGUUUUAUGAGUGCUAUUUUCCCCACACUGACACUCAGGUUUUAUUUAAAUGCAAUCUCAGUUUGAGAUAAAAUGGCAGAAAUACGGUAAUAAAAAUGUAUUAGGACCGAGAUACCAGGGGGCCAAGGGGGGCCUUGCCUCCCCAAAAAAACUUAAGUAUUAUGAUAAAAAUACAUUUUAUGUGAAAAAUAAGGCUGUUUUUCACUAAUUUAUCAGGUUUGUCCCCCCGUCCAAACAAAAAGUUGUAUCUCAGUUGUUGCAUAAUACAACUGUAAUAAAACUGGGGUAUGACUGUAAUACUAAAGUAAUAAGACAGGCAUACAACUGUAAUAUGAAUGUAAUAGGAAUGUAAUUCCACUGUAAUACAACUGGAAUAAAACUGGAUUAAGACUGUAAUACUAAAAUAAUAUAAUUAGCAUAAAAGUGUGAUACAACUGUAAUAUGAAUGUAAUAUGAAUGUAAUUCCACUGUAAUACAACUGGAAUAAAACUGGAAUGAGACUGUAAUACUAAAAUAAUAAAAUUAGCAUAAAAGUGUAAUACAGCUGUAAUACAAAUGUAAUAUGAAUGUAAUUCCACUGUAAUACAGCUGGAAUAAAACUGGAAUACGACUGUAAGACUAAAAUAAUAAAAUUAGCAUAAAAGUGUAAUACAGCUGUAAUAUGAAUGUAAUACAACUGCAAUAUGAAUAAAAUACAAGUUUUGCACAACUGUAAUGAAAGUGUCAUAUAGCUUGAUUAGGACGGUAAUACUAAAGUAAUAAAAUUGGCAGACAAGUGCAGCAAUACAGCUGUAUUACGAAUGUAAUGCAACUGCAAUAUGAAUCAAAUACAAGUGUAGCACAACUGUAAUGAAAGUGUCAUAAAGCUCGAUUAGGACGGUAAUACUAAAGUAAUAAAAAUGGCAGACAAGUGCAGCAAUACAGCUGUAUUACGAAUGUAAUGCAACUGUCAUAUGAAUGAAAUACUAGUGUAGCACAACUGUAAUACGUAUCGUGCUCUUAUGGGGAAGGGAUCCAUUAAAGAUGCAGUUUGCAAUUUCUAGCUUGUACUAUCAACAACAACCGAUUCUGUGGUGUAAUAGGCUUACAAUGUCAUUGAGAAUGAUUUUAAAAUGCGUUGAAUAGCUAAGAGAUUUUAAGCACCGAUCAGUAAACGUAAAUCGACCGCGCUGACGUGGAAUUUCCAUGAUUAAUCGGAUGAUACUGCAGACCUAUCUAUCAGGAUGCAAUUUGAUUUUCGUAGCCUUCUGGCUCGCCUUUUUCCAUAUUUCCCUACAGACGAAAUAAAUCUAUUUUGCUAGAAGUCCGAAAGUAUUUUGUGAGUUAAGCUCUUGCUUAAGUUCAUUUUAUUCCAAGCUUUUCGCCACAGAAAGUCAUUUUUGAAGAUUUGUUCGACACUUGGAAGGAGCUACCAAUCUUCAUUUGAGUCGCGAGGAAAUCCUAAUUGGAGGAGACUCGGCGAACUCCGAUUGAGUUCUUCGAACCUCCUCGUAGCAUCGAGGUCGCUGUGCAUGCAAGCACCUGGACUGUAUAUAUUGCAGACUUAGGCAGGAGCUGCAUGGGUUGUUGAGGAUGAAUGGUUGAGGAUGAAUGGUUGAGGAUGAAUGGUUAUUGUACGUCUCCCAGUCUUGGUCAAUAUUUUGGAAACGUAAUAUCGCCUUCACAGUAACCAUAAACAAAUCUCCUAUUCAUUAUUUGCAAAUUAGUAUAUGUUUUUCAAAUUUAAGUCUUACGAUCAAAGAAAUGCCUCUGGCAAUUAGAAUUAUGGCAAUGAGUUGUUUUGUCAAUUUUUUUUAAAGCUGUGUGUUCAUGAAUUGCCUUUGAAUUUGCUUCUGGCCUAAAACAGGGGAAACUAGCGGAAAACGAAAUACUAACAUUUCUUUAUAGAAAUAAACAGGUUUAAAGAACAAGAAAUAACAUUUUUGCUGCAGGUUUGCCAUUGAAUUAGACGUGCCUGAUUAAGCUCUUCCUUCUUAUACCAGGUAGCCGGUUCGCAAUCGAAAUACAAAAUUUCGAUUGUUAUAUCUUAACCGAAUAUUGUGACAUAGACCAUAGUGCAUAGAAACGGCGCUAGAGCUUGUUUCUAAAUAAUUCCCCGAAACUAUUUUCAUAGAAUGACUUUUCUUGCAACAUGUUAUAGCCAGCUUUUAAGUCUUGAAAUCUUUUCUCUAUCAAAAUAAGUAAACAACCAGGUGACAUCGCUCAUUUGUUAACCAAAUAAGCAAUUGAACCCCAAUGAAAGUUUGCGGAUCAAGGUAAUUCUAUUCACAGGCAGCUGAUACCCUUUUUGGUCACUGAGAGAAAUUGAGAAAGUGGCUGCAUGACAGGGUUUUGAUGCUUUUGAUAGCAAAUGAGAAUUCCUGGCAGGCCUGUCGGAUGAUGUAGAUAUACUUUGAAUGUUGUCAACUUCUUUGUAAAUGAAUCAAUCCGUUGACAAAUCAGAAACUGAUUGUUUUCACCGAGAAAGGUUAAACCGGGUUGGCUGGCUCUGCCUUCGAUUAGAUGGUUGUCAUGACGAGUUUCCUCUGCAAACACGGGGAAGGGUUCUAUCUCCUCAAUUACGUCACUUGUGGUUUCCUCUUAAUGAAUGCAAUGAAUAAGAAGGAAAGCCCGUUUGGAAUGCUCGAAGAUUUGCGCCAUUCAAACGUCAGGUGUAUUGCUUUAAAGUGUAUUCCUUUUUGGUCGCCUCUGUAGCCGGCUGUUUGGCCAUCAAGAGCCAUAAGGGGCUAGGGACUGCCGUAGCCGUCUCCCUGGAUUCAGAAGUAGAAGUUGCACCCAAAUAUAAAAAGCAUGAGCCGCUAUAUGCUUUGGGGCCUUCGGGGCAUUUGGCCUGUUUCCCCUCCCCUGGGCUGGGGCCAACAUAACGUUAUCAAAUGGUAUACUUAGCUAGUAAAAUUUAGUUUUCGCUAUCGUCAAGGGGUAUCGUUCUUGUUGUAUAGUAAAGAAAUUGAAGUAAUGUCUGAGGUAUCUCGGCAGUUUAGUACAGAAAGUUGCUCCGUUGAUGUGUUUGUUAUUCACCCAGUCAGUGUCUUUUCUAAAUACAGCUAGUGUCAUUGACUGUCAUUAUUUAAGUGACUUUGCCAUUGGCAUUAAUAUAGUUGCAUGAAAACAUAUUCAUAAGAAAUGACUAUGAUGAAAAUGACUUGAUAAGCCUACUCUCCUUUUUAUUGCCAUGGGAAUUUUCGCAUGAUAUAAGAAAGACAUCGUUUAAUUUGAGAUACAUUGGACAUGCAGCGCUUUUGAAACCAAAUCCAUGCCAUGACUUUAAAGCGAGCUGAGACUAACGGAUUUGUCAGUUUGGUGCGAAGCCUAAUUUCCUGGGAAACAGAACUCAAACCAAAUAUUUUGAAUUAUCCGUCAUUAUGAUGAAGUUUGGAGAUCACAAAACUGUUAGAUGAAAGUUGUCUUUGUAAACCUUUGUUUAAGCCCAUUCUCCAGUGAGAAAAGUCUUGCGAAAUUUCGCUGUGAAAUACUUCACGCGAAAAAAUUCCUUUAAAUGCUUUUGUUGACCUCGCGACAUUGGAAUGUAAAAUUUGGAAGCGUGACAAAGGGAUAUGGACUUUGAUUGGCUUCUGAAGGAUUUUGCAAGCGAAAAGCGAAAAAAGUGGAACUCAUUUUAACUUUUUUUCAGAGAGAAAUUCUUCGCGAGAAAUCCCAGCAAUAGUUCACUGCGCAUGCCCAUAACGUAUUUCGCGCGAGCUUUUUCGCAUUUCGCCGAUUUUUUCUCACUGGAGAUUGGGCUUUAAGAUUGUGAUCAGCUCUUUGAAAUGUUACUGAACGUAAAAGUUUGUCUAUAAGGCUAACCUCAAGUAAUAAGCUGCACUAUCCAUAUUCAUUUUGCUAAACCAGCCGUCAAAACCACGUGAAUAAUGCAUGUCUGGAGAAUUUUGCUUGUUACUCCAUUGUGUUCUUUAUUAUAGAAUCGAAUGUUCUAUAUCGAGAAUACCUGUGAUUCCCUCCCUGCGUCAAUGUGGAUUCUCUUGAAAUAAUCUUUGAGAUUAUUGACUACAAAACUUGUUUAUUCAGUCUGAAUCACUUAUAAAAACACUUGUACCCAAACUGAGUUUUCAUAUUCAAUGCAUUCAGACUGCUUCAGUUGCUUCAAUCCAUUUCUUCAUUCUUCCUUCAUUGCAAGUUUCUGUGUAAAGAUUUUGGUUUUGGAAUCUGGAUCAUCCCCCCUCCCUUCCUCCUUCGCAGAUCUAGGGAAAAUGUUUUCAUGAAAAGAGGACGAAAUCUAUGGUUUGUGAAAGGGAGGGAUAGGAAAAGGUGUGAGUGAAAGCGAGGUUUCUCAAAGGCUACUAGUUGCUUAGUAACAUUACGUAGUAAUUUUAAGUAACGUUGCUAAUAAUAAGUCACUUGUCUGUUUCUUGUGAUCCAGGAGUUUGUUGCUCUAAAUACACUAGGUGUUUCCCUCUUGCAAUGAACAAUGCUUGAUAUACAGCUUGUCGCUAGUAACCGCACUGUCAACUCAAAUUAGCAUGGAGCCACGUAUAUUCCACUAGGGUCUCUAGCUUGAAUGGUGAAUGAGCUCUGCAACCGAAAAUAUCAAUUCUGCCACCAGUUGUGCUGUACGACAGCCUAAGAUAAGCCACUAGCAAAUACGAGGUGCAAUUUUGAUAAGCGACGAUGAUGGUUGCGUUCUGAUUGUUGUUUACGAUUUAACUUUGGAAGAGGUGGUCCUUCAUGUUUAGAAGGGGAAUCGCCGUGGCUGGUGAAAUCACGUCUUGCAAGGCGCUCAUGCCGAUAAAGUGUCAAUGUAGGAGUUUGUUGCAAUGGUAUGACGCUGGUUUCAUGAGAAAUUGAAGCGGAAAAGGAAUCUAUUUUGUAUCAUAGAGUGAGGUUUGCGUUUCAGAGAAAUGUUUACUAGCUCAGAUAAAGGCUCUUUAAAAUCUGCGUCGUUUGCUGAAAAAUUGUAUAAAAGAAGCUCGAUUUACCGAGAUUGGAGUAAGUCUACUCAUUUACAAGAGAAACAGUCGAGAGAAGGAUCAUUUGUGGACGAGGAAAAGACGCUGCUUGCCAAAGCCUUGUACGAUAAUCUUGCCGAUGCCCCGGAUGAGCUAAGUUUCCGCAAGGGAGACAUUGUCACCGUAAUUGAGCGCGACGUGGAUGGACUAGUCGGCUGGUGGCUCUGCUUGCUCCAUGGCAAACAAGGCAUUGCCCCUGGCAAUCGACUCAAACUCUUUUCAUCUCUUGACGACCCUUCAAAUACGUCCGGAAGCCAGGGUUCGCUGUCUGCGGAGGAAUUUUCAGAGAGUUCUGAUUUCACUGAUGGUGGAAAACAUCCAGGUUCAGAGUACGAUGUUCUCCCUGCCCCCGUAAAAGCCUCCCACGGAGAACUCUUUGAUUCACCUUCCCCAAAAGCUUUGAAAGAUGUCUAUUCGUCGCCAAGCAAAAUCGCUUCCCAGUUCUCUCAGCUCAACUAUGCUACACCAAGUAAACCCCGUGGCAACCAAGAAGAUUAUGACGUAGUUCCUACACGGCCCAAAAUGAAAACUGGUUUGCAAAUGAGCCCUGCAGAGCUGUAUGAUAUCCCAAGCUAUGCAGUUAAAACAUCAGAUGAAGUGUAUGAUUUUGUCCCUAAACGAAGACCCACUAUACAAUCAACAGGGACAAUAGGCCCGAAGUCCCCGGUACCGAAGUUUCAAAAUGCAUUAUCGGCAUUUACUGCCAUUCCAGAUGAGCCAGAGUUUUCAGGAACAAUGAAGUUGCAAGGGCAUGAGCUGUAUGACGUACCAAAACCAAAUGCUCACAGUGAAUUGUACGAUGUACCCAAACAAAAACCAGAUACCACUAGCGAACUUUAUGAUGUACCAAAGCCGAGUAGUGGUAAUGGUUUCGAAUUAUACGACGUUCCUUCGUCUUUAAAAGCGGCUGAGGCAGUAAAAAGAAGUCAGGGAAGUGUCAAAUCAUCUGGUGGUGAUGCGCAAGAGGUGUCUGACCGCAAAUCACCCCAAAAUGUAGUAAAACCAACAGCGUCAAAUGAAGCCUUGUAUGAUGCUCCUCCAUCAAACACUACCUUUAAAAGAAACUUUGAUUUAUCUCGCUUUCGGCAAGACCUUACCAAUGUGGAAGGGCAACAAACAGGUAAAAAACAAGGGAGUGCUCUUAAUGACAAAUCAAAUGCUAGUAAUGAAAUUUAUGAUGUCCCUCCUGCAUCAUUUGCUAGGCAUAUCGACAGCACAACGCAAGAUAAAACUUCGUCGGAACUCUACGAUACUCCAUCUUUAAAGCCAUCAGGCAACAGUCCCUUUGCAUCACGUGACAUUUUCGUAAACAGGAAUGUUUCUCCUCAAGAAAUCUACGACACUCCCCCAGCACUGCGCAAAAAUGAAUCAAAAAUGGAUGAUAUUUAUGAUACACCACCUGCCCAUUCUGUUUUGAACCAAGCAGCGACUUCUCCCCAAAAAUGGCAAUCAGAUGCAACAGAAAUAUAUGACGUACCACCGAACCAGAACAGCGUGACUAAUGCCAACCAAGCUUUAAAGGCCAGCUUCCAUGCUAAUGACCAAAUAUAUAAUGAGCCUCCCCAUCAUGACAUUUAUGAUGUGCCACCCUCUGAUGGCAUCUACGACCAGCUGCCAAAUGCUGUCUCAAAAAAAGCUGCAGAUGAUCACACAGAUGAUUCUUUGUAUGACGUUCCUACGCACCAUGAUGUGAACAAGGUAAUGAGUGACAUCAGUAAGUUUAAAACAACAAAUCAGUCACUGAUGAAGCCCAUUUCAAAACGACACCAGACUGGCUCGCGCACCAUCAAUUCUGACGAUGAUGAUGAUGAUUACGUUGACUAUCAAGAUAUUUAUGGGAAAGAGCCACCUACAGAAAUUGUCAAGGAGAUCGAAAAGACUUCUGAAACUUCACCUCGUGUCCAACCCAAAAAGCCCCCUCGCAAGAAGUCAUCAUUUGAUCAAAUCAACAUGGCUGCUGUGAGGGCACUCAAACUGACCUGCAUGCAGGCGUAUGAUCGUCUCAAUAAACUACACCUUGCUGUUGACACUUCAGUUACAGCCCUUGUAUCCCACUCGAACGGUGAUUGGCUAGAGCCUAGAAACCUAGAAGUUGUUAUUGACCCGAUUAGAGAUAUGGCGAACAAAGUGAAGCUGUCGCUGCGGUUGCUGACAGAGUUUGGCUUGGGAGCCAUGGUUAAUGCCAAAGCAAUGAGUUUAGAUUCAGAGGCUGAAACAAUAAAGAACGACCUCGAACCACUACUUGAGUGUUAUUACAAAGUCAAGGUAUGCUUGAUGCACCUGGAUACUUGCAAGUGGUCAGUGCCUAGCGUUCGUGAUAACACAACUGAUAAAUUUUUUGCUACAGUGAAUGCAAUAAUGAUAUUGGCAGGGCGGGUACCUGAAGCAUGUCGCAAGCUAACCUCAACUUUGCACUUUGGUAUUAAGACUUUGUUUUUCGAAGAUAGUACUGUCCAAGCACCUAGCCAAACUUUGGUGGCUGUUACUGAAAAAGCAGCAGCUCUUACCGUGACUCCACAGUUGACAAAACAGCCCGACCAAGGAAACAUGGGUAAAACAGGUACAAUGCAAAUGUCAGCGACUGUUAAUGAUAAGAAAGUGAGGGAAAUUCUCGAGCUUGAUGCACGGCCCGUUUCUGUAUGGAAAGACCAAGAGUCAGUAUCAAUGGACAAGGCCAAUGGGGCAGAUAUGUCGCCCAUGGAAAUGAAGCAAGAGUUUCAAAGUAGGCGGCAAAAGGGCUAUAACUCCACCCUUCCUAGAAGACCCCCAGUCCCUCCCAAGCCAAGCUUACCUGCAAAUCGCAGAUCCAUGGCAGGAUUUGUGCCUGAUGAAGAUUUCUCUAAAAGACCUGCUUUGCCAAAGGCGGACACGCUAGUAACUGAUUUCAUCACUGAGGAUGGUCGAAAGAAAUAUGCGUCAGACCCAUCAAGGUCGCCAGUUGAUUUGGAGCAUACAAGAAAGCCAGAAUGGGGAGGUAGCUGUCCGCAGCUUGAUGAUCAUAGUACCUACGCGUCGCCGCAAUCAAUGUUGCGUGCAACCUCGAGCGGCACUGCGGCUUCAACUACAUCAACUGCUUCUUUUGAUAACUCUGCCGAUGACCUUGAUGCCAAUGCCAAUUUAAGUAAAAUGGCGUCAGACUCAAAUUUGUUAUCGCAAACAAUGCUUCCUUCUCGUGUAACUCAACCGAUUACUGCAGCGCAUUCCCGCUCUGUUUCCUUGCCUUGGGAUGAUAAUAAAAUACCGUUUCGAAAUUACGAUAGCAAUGUUGCUACAUUCCAAAAUGUAGCUAAUGACAAAGGUAAAAGACUUUCCACUUUGGACCAUAGAGAUACCGAGGCUUUGUCUUUCUUUCUUCAACGGGUCGAAUCUCAGUUUCUGAUACUACGAGACGCUGUACGUAAUCUUACAGAAUCAGUUUCUAACAGUGAAACGCCACAGGUUUUCGUAUCGCAUUCGAAAUUCGUAAUUUUAACAGCGCAUAAAGUAGUCCACGCUGGAGAGGAACUCUGUGCAAAAUUAUUAAACAACGAAGUGAGAUUUAAAGUAAAAAGGGCAACAGCCCGCUUGGCGGACUCAAUUCGCGGCGUUGUAGCCGGUACAAAGCAAGCGGCAUUGGCCUACCCGGACCAGAACUCGCUAAUGGAAAUGGUUACUACUGUGCUGUCAGUGGGUGAGUCAGUAAGAGAGGUACACAAGGAGGCAAAAAAGGCCUUGGAGCUGUAAACGUAACUCUACAUUUCAUCAAUCAAAUUUAAAAUUUUAGUGAUACAAUAUGUUUUACGAUUUACCAAGAAGUGACUUUACCAUAGACAGCUGCUCCAUUUUUUUGAUAAACGACUCUUCAAUGAUGUAUUUAUAGCUUUACGAUCUUUUAGGAGCGUACCGCUUAUGGCAUUUUAAGACCUCAUGUUUUCUACGAAUGAAUUUAUUAUUAUUUGUCAAUUAGAUAUCGUCGCCAAUCAGGUAUAUAGUCUAAGAUGAUUGUCUUCCGAAAUUCGUAAACUGUUUUGGUAAAUUGAUCCUACUGCCACUAGUCUUUUCUUCAGUCAAUUAUUUAUCAAAGAAAGCAAGCUUUCCUUUUCAGCCUCAGUUUACCACGAAUGCUUUAUUUGAAAUAUUUAUAGUUUUAAAAAUAUAUAGUUUCACAUUUGAAGAAAUAAAUAGUAAUUUCGAGCAUCAAUAGCCCAAUGAUCACGUGAUUGAAGAAUCACAGACAUGUUAUAUUGAAAUCGUUUUACACAAAUGUAAUGCAGUCCUGUUUAGCCGUGUAAUUUUUAGAAGUUUUUAUGAUUGUUUUUCUAUUUUUAAUCGAUAGAAAGUAUGUUUUCAACACAGAUUAAAUGCUCCAAUUCACGUCAGUCUCGAAUUUUAAAUGCUUUUUUAGUUGACUGACUGUUUCUUACUGAAUUGUUGCCGAUUUUGUUAGUAUCAACGCUUUGAGAAAGUGUGUUUAUUACAAGUUUCGAUAAUUUUUAGUACGCGCAUGUAUAUUCAAUUUAGAGUGUAGUAUCUCUGUCAUUGUCCACUUUCGGUUGUUUGCAAUAAGUUACUUCAGUACACGAUUUACUUCAGUACACGAUUAGUCUGAGCUAAACGAACAGCUUUUGAUAAAAGUAUUUCAUUGUCAAUGACCUUCCUUUGUUUGCCCUUCCUCAGUUUUUAUGUAGAUCAGGCAAAUCAUUGCCUUCCCUUUUGUCGGUUUUUGGCUCUGAUGGUAAGAGCGCAUGUCAACGUUCAGCGUAAAUGGGGGUACAAAAUUUAAAACGUCGGUAAAUUAUGAUUAAAUGCAAAAUUUAGGGAAAAAGAAUGACCAAACGCAUUUUGUGAAAGAGUCAGGGAAGGAAUAGUUUUAACACCGACAUCUGCAUCACACGAAAUUCAAAACAAUUUCAAAGCUCUACUUAACAAUAGAAAACUAAACAAAAUAUUAAAACAUCCCAAGCUCAAAGGGUCUGACAAUUUAGCAAGCGCAUUAUUAAUUGAAUCAAACUUAAGUUUGUAAAAACAGUGACACAGUGACAGUGACAAUUAACAGUGAAAUAACAGUUAAUGUGCCAUUCGCUAACUGGGAAAAAUUAUUUCAAGAUUUAGUACAAGAAAAAAGGAGAAAGAAUUUUUCUAGGAAAAUGGAAAGACACAGAUUCAAAAAUUUUCAGUUAAACAAACAAUCGCACAAAAAUUUCGCGCAUUCGUUUAUGGCACAAAAGAACCGAAUCCUGGCAUACCGGAGUCUUUUUCAUCAAGCACUCUACAGAGCGUAAAUUUCGGGCAAUAUCGUGCCAUCUUAAAAUUUUGCGCCACCUAAAACUCGGGGCCGGGGCGUGUCAUUUUGGUUAAAAAAUUAGACCCAUCAAUCCGCACAUGUCUGGAAAAUGUGACCCAUAAUUCCACAAACAUAUUGAAAAUUAUACCUAUAAUUCCGCAAAGCAAAUGAAGCUUUUAAAGCAUAAAAAUAACAUAAAAAAUAUCAAACAAACUUUGCAUGUCCUUCGCUCCAAAAUCUCAAUACUACACAUAUUUCAUACUUUCAUUUCUAACUUAACAUUCAUGCUACAAUUUUGCACUAAUUUCUCAAAUGAUAUCCAUAAUUCUGUAUGUUUUUAAAUGGUACACAAAGUUCCGCACAUGUUUCAAGAACUGGUACAGAUAAUUCCACACUUUCAGAAAAAAGUACCCUCAAAUAAUGGCUCGUCCCCGUAC
This is a messenger RNA of Rhopilema esculentum, 11681 nucleotides long. RefSeq lists its product as uncharacterized. Lineage: Eukaryota; Metazoa; Cnidaria; Scyphozoa; Rhizostomeae; Rhizostomatidae. Gene Ontology annotation, biological process: cell surface receptor protein tyrosine kinase signaling pathway; cell migration. Gene Ontology annotation, cellular component: plasma membrane; cytoplasm. Gene Ontology annotation, molecular function: protein binding. The record is from RefSeq and is a predicted model, not a curated record.